CCGCGCUGCAGAGACAGUGGGGAGCACAAUCCGCGUGCAGCCAGCGAGAGGCGAGGAUCUGCACGGUCAGCUGUGAACAAUGACGGCGGGCUCCAGGGCUCCCCUUGGCCCUCGGUCCACUGGGCCUGUGCAGGAGUAUGAGUGAUGACUGACCAUGUGUGGAACAAAUAAUAGAAGAUUACACAUAAAGAAGAUCAAUCUAAUUUGAUUAUAUUUGAUUGCUGAAAGAUGCUGUGAUUAAUUUUACCCCCAAUGGAUUCUUAAAGUUGCUCCAGCAAAAUCAUCACCAAAGAUUUUACUGAAGCAAUCUCGUGGUGGAAGCCAGAGAGCGGGGGCCGAGAUGUGGCCCCCUGAUCUUGGGCCUCCAGACGUCCAGCUGACUCUUCCUGGUUUUGGGAGUGUGUUUGAAGAUGCAGAGGACCUUCAGGCGCUGCUGUCCUCUGGUGGCUUCUGUCAGUCUUCAGUCCAUUCAGCAGGUCUGUGCUGUCUUCCGAGGACUUCCCUGUCCUUGUCCUCCCUGGGGCGAGACCUCACCUCUUUACUCAACUGUAAGACCAAUGGAUCUCACGUAGAAAAGACUGUGGAGGACUUUGCCACGCACACAGACCCUAAAAACAACUCCCAGAGGUUUGCUUGUUACCCCCAGCCCUCCUUCCCUUUAUCCUACAUGCUAGCCAGCUGUACCACGCCUCCUUCUUUUUGCUCCCCUUCAUCCUCUCUAUCCUCCAACUCCUCAUCCUCCUCCUCUUUACUUUUUGCCUCUUCUUUGCCUCUUUCUGAUGCCAACAACAAAACAUCUCAGCAUCAGCAAACUCUACAAGAAGAGUAUCACUCCAUCAAACAGGAGCCUGCAGAGUGUUUCUCACCAUGUAAGAGAGAACCGUUUCAGAUGAACAACCAGCAGGGGGAGCUGUUCCAUAUGGGGGAGACCUUUCAAGGCCACAAUGGUCAGGACAGCAGUCAGACCCCUCUGCAGUCCCCCAGGCUCAAUAGAUCUGUGGGACAGGACCAUCUGGUGGACCAGCAGGAGCAGUUAUGUCAUUGGAUCGACUGCAGUACCACUUACAGCAGUCAGGAGGAGCUGGUGAGACACAUCGAGAAAGUUCACAUCGACCAGCGCAAAGGCGAGGAGUUUGCAUGUUUCUGGGCUGGCUGUGUGCGGCGCCACAAACCCUUCAACGCUCGCUACAAGCUGCUCAUCCACAUGAGGGUUCACUCUGGAGAGAAACCCAACAAAUGCAUGUUUGAGGGCUGCUCCAAGGCGUUCUCCCGUCUGGAGAACCUGAAGAUCCACCUGAGGAGUCACACCGGCGAGAAGCCAUACAUCUGCCAGCAUUCUGGCUGCCUCAAGGCCUUCAGCAACUCCAGUGACCGGGCCAAACACCAGCGCACACACCUGGACACAAAGCCAUACGCCUGUCAGAUCUCGGGCUGCACCAAACGCUACACUGACCCCAGCUCGUUACGGAAACACGUCAAAGCUCAUUCAGCCAGAGGUCAUCAGGAGAGGGAGGGCAAGGUUCAGGUGCACACAGUGCUGGAAUCGGACGUUUUGAGUGAUUGUCUGGUGAGGCAGCAUCUCCACAGUUCGGCUUCUUCCCAUCAAGGAAGCGGUUCACCUUUGCCGGGCUUAGACAACUUCACAGGUGUGUACUCAAACAGCAACACCGUCAGGGGAAAUUCAGACUUCCUCCCUACAACAGCAGACACCUGCUCCAGGUAUCAAGGACUCGAGGGAAACUUUGACGCCAACAGCCCGAUAUCUUCACUCACAUGCCCAGGGAGAGAAGGGAACCGAGCAGCAUCGCUGUUUAUGCCCCCUGAGGUCAGCCCAGUGAGUUCCUCAUCAGACAGAGGUGACGUCCGGCUGCAGGGCUACCAGAAACCCUACAGCCAGCAGCAGCAGGUGUUCUCACAGCAGCAAGGCUGUCUGUAUGGAGAAGGAAAGGUGGUUCAACCAGUCACCGACGGAGGCCUUGAACCCGCCAGUUACUUCACAAACCCCUCUGCCUCUCACUCUGCAGGGUUUGACAUGUUGCAGGACCUGCAGGGCCAGGCGGAGGGAGGUUACUCCAUGUCUCCCUGCCCAGAUGACGGCUUCCUUUUCCAGGCAGGAGGCGUCGACCGCUGCCUCAGCCACAUCUACUCCAUCUACCUGGACUCCUAAUGGCAGCACAGAACCAGAAACAAAACCAAAUUCACGUUGUUCUCCCGAGGAAAAACAUGCAGCAUGAACGAUGUGACGGCAGAAAGUAGCAUUAACAAUAUACUGAGUUUGUUAGCGUUGUUCUCUUAGUGAAGUGCAAAUUGAACAACCAAAGAGAAAAUCUGCUCAAAUUAUAGAUGUAAAUAGCAGUGACUUUUUCAUUCAGGCAUGAACACAUUAUUUGGUGUCUAGAUAUAAGAUCUGCAAGUUUUGUUAAUUUGAUCUUUUCUCUGGCUUCAACCAGUGAGGUCAUUUCUGCCUCCUCAGCAGCUUCACCUCCAAGAAAUGUUCAAACCAUCUUUGAAUGAACAAAAUCAGAUCUUAGAGUGCAGUGGUCCCUGUCCAGGGGUCAAUAAGGUCAAAAUAUAAUACCAAAGAGCAAAGCAACAUAGUUCUGUGUUGUUGGACUUUUAUCUACCUGUUGUUGUUGUUGUUUUUUGUUUUUUAUGAAAUAUUGAAAAGUUUUUCUUUUUUCUUUUUGGGGUUUUAACAGCAAUUUUAAAUGAAGAGAAUAUGAAUCUUAGUUUAUAUGUACAGUGUGUGACAAAUAGAGGUCAAAAAGGCUGGGAACCAAUAUGUUAUACUGGACAACAAGUUGCGGUUAGCAGUCUACACGCUUAAAGAAACAGACAUUCGGGGAAAUAUGAAUAUUUGCUUUUUCCCAAGAGUUAGAUGAGAAAAUUGAUUCCACUCAACAUUUGGAAUCAGGUUAGCUCUACAGGUUAGCUUAGCUUAACAGAAAGACCUAUCCAGAGGUACGGUAACAAAAUUAGCCUACCAAAUAAUUAUAAAGCUUAAUAACUGGAACAUUACAUUUCCCAGUGUUUCCCUGAGGAAUUUGUUUCAGCAAUGCUGCUGUUGUGUUUAAAACAACCUUAUAAUCAAUAUAAAUAGGGUUAUUCAUGUAUUUCCUUUCCUUUUUAAUGAGUUAAUCUUUUACAGAUGGCGGUUAUACCUUUUUUGUCCGAUGUAGGGACCUCCUCAGUUUUUGGUAUUUAAGCUUAGACAAUAUACCAAAGCAACAUUGCAGCUGACCUGCAAAGCUCAACACUUUGUGCACCCUCUUAAUUUGUUUAAAUGAAGCAUCCAAUGUUCUUCCAUAACACUACUUUAAGCAUAAUAGAUUUGAUGAAAUUAAACUUGCAGUUGUGUUAUAGACAAAAUAUAAUACUUUUGCAGUAGCUAGAGGCGUAUUUAAUUCAAACAUACCCAAGAAAAGUGAUUAAUUACAACUAAACUAGGAACUUUUUCUGCAAUCUGGUGUCAAACCACACUAAUAAGACCGAGUCAGGCUUGCUGUUUACCCUCAUUUCCAGUGUUUAGACUAAGCUAAGCGGAUCAGGUGCUGGUUAUACUUAACAGACAGACCUGGGAGGAGCAUCAAUUUGCUCAUCUAUCUCUCAACAGAAAAGCAAAUAAACAUAUUUCCAAAAUGUCAAGCCAUUCUUUUAACUGUGUAUUUAUCAGCAGCUCAAUUAGUUUGUAACUUAAGUGUCACCCAGCAACUGCUGGUUAAUUUACAUUUUCUUUGAGUGCAGCUGUGCAAACCUCAAGAGGGUGGAAUGAACAGUAAACUGUAUCAGUGCUGCCCCCAUGUGUUUGAAUGACUGUAUUUCCUGCAUAUACAAUAUGUGCAGUCAGUGGUAUAGAGCGAAUCAGUGGAUGAGUCCUGGGAUUAAUAAACUGACAAAAACAAGAAAAAAAUCUGCACUAAAAUGUUUUUCUCAGUGGAUACUCCAACAAAUACGUUUUAAUAUGUGUAAUCCAACAACAAUGAAGACAAAAGUAUAAUCGGUGUCCUUUUUUAUAUUGUCUCUUGAUGCUUCAGCACAGUGCCUUUAUAUGUUUGUUCAACAGUUUCCAUCAGUGUUAUAUUCAGUGAGAGAGAGGUGUGCAUUGUUUACAAUAAAUUCUCUGCACUCUUUUCUGUCUCAUCAGAGACUUUAAGAAAAUGACCAACCAGAAAAUGUUUACACUGAUUUUGUAGCAUUGCAGAGAUGUCUUAUUAUUGUCACUGACUGUAUA
Molecule: messenger RNA, 4231 nt
Organism: Monopterus albus (swamp eel)
Lineage: Eukaryota; Metazoa; Chordata; Actinopteri; Synbranchiformes; Synbranchidae
Gene: glis1a
Product: GLIS family zinc finger 1a
Exons: 10
Coding region: 341-2167 (608 amino acids)
Biological process (GO): regulation of transcription by RNA polymerase II
Cellular component (GO): nucleus
Molecular function (GO): DNA-binding transcription factor activity, RNA polymerase II-specific; RNA polymerase II cis-regulatory region sequence-specific DNA binding
Source: RefSeq, a predicted model, not a curated record